This is a messenger RNA of Enterobius vermicularis (human pinworm), 435 nucleotides long. The record is from the annotation of a GenBank genome assembly. Lineage: Eukaryota; Metazoa; Nematoda; Chromadorea; Rhabditida; Oxyuridae.
AUGCUGCUUGGUCCGAUGGCUAUAACUCGAGCGGUGAUUAAUGUCGGUUCAUUUAUGUUACUCUACUUGCAUUAUACAACAAAUAUGGCAAAUAUACCAAAAACAUAUGGUAUUACUGCAUUAGUUGCAAUGAUGCUAUUUAUUGUGGCAUCAAUUUUCGAGUUAGUAGUGGUUUCCUGUAUAGCUAGCAUAGGACGAUCCAGAAGACGAAGUCAUUUUGCUACAGAACCAGUUUAUGAAGAGCUUAAUGAUUUACGCCACAGAACGACUAAAUCAACCUGUGCAUUCUGCAGAUAUACAGCCUUAACGGUGGACGUGUUAAGUCUGUUCUCUUUUGCAUUAAUUUUUGUGCUGUUUGUGUUCAUUUAUUUUGAAGAUUAUGGAAUUUUUGUGAAAUUUUUGAACGGAAACAACGUUUUUAUUGGUAGCAAUUGA